AUGAGUGUGUGGAGUAUCCUAUCGAAUGAACACAAUCGAUUAUGGUUAGCACAAGCCGGUCGCCAACUAAUUGCCGAUUUGAUGAGACAGUCACAAAAAGAUCCGGCAAAAUUCUACGUGGCUUAUGAUGCGAUGAUGCAGUUUUUAAUGAACGAGCAAAAUAAGGGAAUCUUUGAAGAGGAACUGAAACAACGACGAGUGGCAGACUUGAGUUUCUGGGAUGUGAUGCUGGAUUUUGUGUUGAUGGACUCUUUCGACGAUUUGGCACGACCUCCGCCAGCCGUAUACGCCGUGACGAAGAAUAUGUUUUUGAGUCAUUCGAUGAAAGAUUCAACGCUUACGACCCACCAAAAUGGUUUUAUCGCACACUUUUACAAUAUUUCUGAAGUGAUAUCGCCAACGAUAACAUUGGGAUUUCUUGGUACCGAUGAGCAUGUGCGUGGAUUAUGCCAAUAUUUCAAGGAACAAACGUUUUCAUUCGUAUCGGAUAUAUUCAACAUAAAUCGCGUUCGUUAUACGGAAUUGAACGAAUUAGCCGACGACAUUUGGGCGAUUCUUCAAAGUCGUAUCAAGACCGUUCAGAAUCGACUCACCACUGAAGUUGUUCCAGUUUCGUAA
Molecule: messenger RNA, 618 nt
Organism: Anisakis simplex (herring worm)
Lineage: Eukaryota; Metazoa; Nematoda; Chromadorea; Rhabditida; Anisakidae
Source: the annotation of a GenBank genome assembly